Molecule: messenger RNA, 1037 nt
Organism: Ipomoea triloba (trilobed morning glory)
Lineage: Eukaryota; Viridiplantae; Streptophyta; Magnoliopsida; Solanales; Convolvulaceae
Product: embryo-specific protein ATS3B-like
Exons: 3
Coding region: 150-749 (199 amino acids)
Molecular function (GO): protein binding
Source: RefSeq, a predicted model, not a curated record
AAAGACUGAUAUGCCUUUGUGAUGGACUACUAUACAAAUCAGAUGAGAAGGCGAAAUUAAAGGUGGCAUUGUGAUCAGGAUUUUGGCGUGCAGGCUGAGGAUUAAGACCCCAAAUUCGAAUUCACAGACUGGGAAGGAGAAGGAAGAAGAUGGCAAUGGCAAAAGUUUAUUGUGUGCCUGUUUUUGCACUGAUCUUACUGUUCAUACCCAUUAUUAUCUCGGAGGCAAGAUCAAAUUCAAUCCUUUCUUGGCCGCACCCAGCUCCUCCUUCCUUCGCCGUCAACACCACCACCCUCAACCAACAGAAUGGGAAAUGCUCUUUCACUGUGGACAUAAGGACAAGCUGCUAUUCCACUUCAACCACCAGAGACCAAAUCAGCCUCUCAUUCGGUGAUGCUUAUGGGAAUCAGGUUUAUGCACCGAGGCUAGACGAUCCAUAUUCAAGGACAUUCGAGCGGUGUUCAACAGAUACGUUCCAGAUAUGGGGUCCGUGUACGUAUCAGAUAUGCUACGUGUACGUAUACCGGAGCGGAAACGACGGGUGGAUACCCUAUGAUAUUACGAUCAAGGGGCAGGGGCAUUAUAGCAGGCCUGUCACCUUCUACUACAAUGUGGGUGUGCCCAGAGAUAUGUGGUAUGGCUUUGACUACUGCAGUCGAGCUACAAAAGCUUAUGCCAAAUGGGGAUGGAAUUUGGUGUCUGCAUUUGCUUCAACGUUGUAUGCCAUUGCUGGGCUGGAGCGUGAUUAAUUUGAUGGGUUUUGGUGUGUAAUAAGGUUGCCUUUGGGUUCCUAGCUAGCUAGUUUCGGUGGAUUUCAUCAACUUCUUGAUGCAUGCCAUAAAUAAAAGAAUUCAAUUCCCAGUUUCAAUGUAUCUGUAAUGCUUUUAAUAGCUAGCUAGCUUUAGUUAAAACUAUGUUAAUUGGUUGGUGUCUUGUGUGUUACCUCUUAGCUUGCUAUUCAUCUCUAGUUUAAAUUGUUCUCAAUCUCAUACUUGAAUAAAAUCAUGUUUAUGUCUAAUGUUUAAGUUAUGCAAGUU